Molecule: messenger RNA, 1629 nt
Organism: Salvelinus namaycush (lake trout)
Lineage: Eukaryota; Metazoa; Chordata; Actinopteri; Salmoniformes; Salmonidae
Product: early nodulin-75-like
Exons: 2
Coding region: 1-1629 (542 amino acids)
Molecular function (GO): transferase activity
Source: RefSeq, a predicted model, not a curated record
AUGAAAAGCAACUUGAUUCAGUGGGAGCCAGACCCCUCCACCACUAUCAACCCCUCCACCACUAUCCACCACAUUCGACCCCUCCCCCACUUUCGACCGCUCCACCACUAUCGACCGCUCCACCACUAUCGACCGCUCCACCACUAUCAACCCCUCCACCACUAUCAACCCCUCCACCACUAUCAACCCCUCCACCACUAUCAACCCCUCCACCACUAUCGACCCUUCCACCACUAUCGACCCUUCCACCACUAUCGACCCCUCCACCACUAUCGACCCCUCCACCACUAUCGACCCCUCCACCACUAUCGACCCCUCCACCAAUAUCGACCCCUCCACCACUAUCGACCCCUCCACCACUAUCAACCACUCUCGACACCUCCACCACUAUCGACCCCUCCAUCACUAUCAACCACUAUCGACCCCUCCACCACUAUCGACCCCUCCACCACUAUCGACCCCUCCACCACUAUCAACCCCUCCACCACUAUCAACCCCUCCACCACUAUCGACCCCUCCAUCACUAUCAACCACUAUCAACCCCUCCACCACUUUCGACCCCUCCACCACUAUCAACCCCUCCACCACUAUCAACCCCUCCACCACUAUCGACCCCUCCAUCACUAUCAACCACUAUCAACCCCUCCACCACUUUCGACCCCUCCACCACUAUCAACCCCUCCACCACUAUCAACCCCUCCACCACUAUCAACCCCUCCACCACUAUCGACCCCUCCACCACUAUCGACCCCUCCAUCACUAUCAACCACUAUCAACCCCUCCACCACUAUCAACCCCUCCACCACUUUCGAGCCCUCCACCACUAUCAACCCCUCUACCACUAUCCACCACUAUCGACCCCUCCCCCACUUUCAACCCCUCCACCACUAUCGACCCCUCCACCAAUAUCGACCCAUCCACGACUAUCAACCACUAUCGACCGCUCCACCACUAUCAACCCCUCCACCACUAUCAACCCCUCCACCACUAUCAACCCCUCCACCACUAUCAACCCUUCCACCACUAUCAACCCCUCCACCACUAUCGACCCCUCCACCAAUAUCGACCCAUCCACGACUAUCAACCACUAUCGACCGCUCCACCACUAUCAACCCCUCCACCACUAUCGACCCCUCCACCACUAUCGACCCCUCCGCCACUAUCGACCCCUCCGCCACUAUCGACCACUCCACCACUAUCGACCACUCCGCCACUAUUGACCCCUCCAUCACUAUUGACCCCUCCACCACUAUCGACCCCUCCACCACUAUCUACCCCUCCACCACUAUCGACCCCUCCACCACUAUCGACCCCUCCACCACUAUCACUCCUCCACCACUAUCAACCCCUCCACCACUAUCCACCCCUCCACCACUAUCAACUACUAUCAACCCCUCCACCACUAUCGACCCCUCCACCACCAUCAACCACUAUCAACCCCUCCACCACACUACACCCCUCCACCACUAUCCACCACUAUCAACCCCUCCACCACUAUCAACCCCUCCACCACUAUUGACCCCUCCACCACCAUCAACCACUAUCAACCCCUCCACCACUAUUGACCCCUCCACCACCAUCAACCACUAUCAACCCCUCCACCACUAUCAACCUCUUCACCACUAUUGA